AUGUACGGAGACGAUUUUUCAGAUGAUGAUGAGCACAAAUACCCAAGGGACGAAGAACAUCAUGAAAUAAGUUUGCCUGUUAAAAAAUCUUUUGGUGGUAAUGCUGAUUCUGCCAAAAGUUCUUCCAACACAGAUGAUGCCAUUGAGGAUGAUUUUGCAAACUACAUUCUGAAGUGCAAAUAUGUGUAUAAGUGCAAGCUAUGUCGUAGGAUCACGUGCUUAAAUGAGGAGAUGGUCAGGGUACAUCUCAAAUCAAAGAGGCAUUCUCGGUCCAAGAAACUCCUAGGAGAAGGGAGGCUUAAGUGGAUGCUCAACAGUGACUGUGAGCUGGAGGAAGAGCAAGAGACGCAUGCUGAACGACAUGCUCGGACUAUAGCUCUUGCUCAGCACACGAGAAAUGUUCUCCUCUUGAUUUAG
Messenger RNA from Phragmites australis (common reed), 417 nucleotides. RefSeq lists its product as uncharacterized. The coding region runs from base 1 to 417 and encodes 138 amino acids. The record is from RefSeq and is a predicted model, not a curated record. NCBI's taxonomy places the organism in Eukaryota, Viridiplantae, Streptophyta, Magnoliopsida, Poales, Poaceae. The transcript has 4 exons.